Molecule: messenger RNA, 4211 nt
Organism: Astyanax mexicanus (Mexican tetra)
Lineage: Eukaryota; Metazoa; Chordata; Actinopteri; Characiformes; Acestrorhamphidae
Gene: rfc1
Product: replication factor C (activator 1) 1
Exons: 24
Coding region: 124-3519 (1131 amino acids)
Biological process (GO): DNA replication; DNA repair
Cellular component (GO): DNA replication factor C complex; nucleus
Molecular function (GO): DNA clamp loader activity; DNA clamp unloader activity; DNA binding
Source: RefSeq, a predicted model, not a curated record
UUCAAUGCUCAGUGCGCAUGCUCAAACCCUGCAUCAUCACGCAGCGCCCAAACUUGGCGCCAAAGGCGAGUGUUGUGAGUGUUGGCGCAGAAGUGCAGGAGAAAGAGGGGAUUUUAGAGAAAGAUGGACAUCCGCAGGUUCUUUGUUCCAACAACGUCCAAAUCAACAACAGGAAGCAGCAGCACUGAAGAGGAGCACAGAAAGAAAUCUUCCUCCAAGAUCUUAAGUCCUAAAUCUGAUGAGAAACGCACAGCAAAGCGGAAGAAGAGAGUAAUCGCAGAUUCAGACUCUGAGGAGGAGAAGAAAACAAAGAAGAAUGUUAAAGAAAAGAGCACUGCAUCUGGAAAGAAAGACCCUGUUGCUUUCGUGUCUGAUUCAGAUUCAGAUGAAGCGUUUGAGUCGUUGAAGAAAAUCUCCAAACCUAAAGAGAAUGGAAAUAACAGAGGUGGAAAAGACUUGACCUCCGGGAAAUCGAAAGAAGUGAAAUCAGCUGCAGUUAAAUCACCUGUUAAACCCUCUGCUGCUCCUGGCUCUAAAUCGGACAUCAGGAACGCUCUCAGUCCGACUCCACCCAAACCAGCUGCACCCAAACACACCGCCACCUCUGCUGCAGAUUUCUUUGGUAGCUCUUCAAUCAACAGGUCGGGAAAGAAGCUGGUGGCGAGUGCCAGCACCAAGCGCAAAGCACCUGUCGAAGAUCCAGAGCACAGUGAUGAGGCCAUCGCGAAGCAGCUACAGAUGGACGAGGACAUGGAGUUGGAGAAGCAGAUCCAUGAUGAUGAGGAGUUUGCUAGAACUCUGGCUAUGCUGGAAGAAGCCCCACUGCCCAAAAAGGCCCGUGUAGGCACAGUGUCCCCCUCUAAGAGCAGCCCACAGGCCACUGCUACUGACUCCAAAAAGCACACCUCCAAGAGCCCCUCGCCAAAAAAGAGCCCUGUAAAGGCCAGUUCCAAGCUGGCCCAGAUGAAGAGGAGAGCUGAUGAAGAGGAGGAGCAGAAAAACAAGAAAGAAGAGAGGAAAAGCAAAAUGGUCUUCUCUCCCAAAAAAGAGCCCAUCACACCCACCCGCUCAGAGAUGGCAGCUACACCCAAAACAGAACAGGCUUCUGAAGGAGCGUCCAGAUCUAAAAGCAUCUCCACGCCCAAGAGUGCCGGCAGCACCAAAACCUCUCCCACGAAACCAGAGGUUAGUCCAGAAGGCUCGGAGAAGAAGCGGGUAAACUCAGCAGCGUUCAGAAACUACCUGAACAGAGAUGGGCCUCGUGCUCUCGGGUCUAAAGAGAUACCACAGGGUGCGGAGAACUGUCUGGAGGGCUGUGUGUUUGUGCUGACUGGAGUGUUGGAGUCUAUGGAGCGAGACGAUGCGAAGUCAUUAAUAGAGCGCUAUGGUGGGAAAGUCACUGGAAAUGUCAGUCGAAAAACCACGUAUCUGGUGCUGGGCCGAGACAGUGGAGUUUCAAAGACUGAGAAGGCUCAGAGUUUUGGCACAAAGAUCCUAAAUGAAGAUGAGCUGCUGGAACUGAUCCGAACCAAACCUGGCAAGAAGUCUAAAUACGAGAUUGCUGCAGAGGCUGAGUGCAAAGCCACAAAGACGAAGAGUCCUUCACAAAAGCUCAGGUCUCAAAGACCCAGUGGAACCAAGACCAGCCCGGCCAAAAGCAGCCCGUCUCCGAAAAAGACCCGGCCGGGCUCCGCCUCUACACCGGGACCCUCAGGGUCCUCCCGCAGAGACUCGGCACCAGAGGUGAAGAAGAGUCUGGAAUUUGGUAAAGCCUCGCCCCCUGUGCCCCGCCCUGCUGGAGAGGAAAAUGGAACAAGCUUGUUGUGGGUGGAUAAGUACCGCCCUCGCAGUCUUAAGAAUCUGAUUGGGCAGCAGGGAGAGCAGAGCUGUGCCAAUAAGCUGCUGAGGUGGCUUCAGAACUGGCACAAGCACCACAGCGGCAACACUAAACCCGCAGCGGCUCGGUUUGGUAAGUUCGGGGGAAAGGAUGAUGGUUCUGGGUUUAAGGCUGCUCUGUUGUCGGGACCACCUGGUGUGGGAAAGACCACCACUGCUGCCCUUGUUUGUGAGGAGGUGGGUUACAGUUACGUGGAGAUGAAUGCCAGCUGUACCCGCAGUAAGAACAGUCUGAAGGAAGUGAUCGCAGAAUCUCUCAACAACACGAGCAUUAAAAACUUCUACACAGGUACAUCUCAGACUGUGAGUAAUAAACAUGUUCUCAUAAUGGACGAGGUGGACGGCAUGGCAGGAAAUGAGGACAGAGGAGGAAUUCAGGAGAUGAUUGGUCUGAUAAAGCAAUCUAAGAUCCCAAUCAUCUGCAUGUGUAACGAUCGCAACCAUCAGAAGAUCCGCUCACUGGCCAACUACUGCUUCGACCUGCGCUUCCAGCGUCCCCGAGUGGAUCAGAUAAAGGGUGCCAUGAUGUCAAUUGCUUUUAAAGAAGGAGUGAAGAUCCCGCCUCCAGCUCUGAACGAAAUCAUCCUGGCAUCAAAUCAGGAUAUUCGACAGGUUAUGCAUAAUCUGUGUAUGUGGUCAGCUACAGACAAAGUUAUGACCUAUGACCAGGCGAAAGCAGACGCCAGCAAAGCCAAGAAAGACAUGAAACUGGGUCCGUUUGAUGUGUGCAGGAAAGUGUUCGUCUCGGGAGAAGAAACCGCCCACAUGACUUUGAUUGAUAAGUCGGAUCUUUUCUUCCAUGAUUACUCGUUAGCGCCGCUGUUCGUUCAGGAGAAUUACAUACACGUACGACCGGCUGCAGCGGGAGGAAAUCUGAAAAAUCACCUGGUGUUACUGAGUAAAACAGCGGACAGCAUCUGCGACGGAGAUUUAGUGGACAGACAGAUUCGCUCCCGACAGACCUGGUCUUUACUGCCCACACAGGCAAUCUAUGCCAGUGUGCUGCCGGGUGAGCUGAUGCGGGGUUAUAUGAGCCAGUUUCCCACUUUUCCCAGCUGGCUGGGGAAGUUCUCGUCUACUGGUAAACACCACCGCAUCAUACAGGAGCUGGCCUCACACAUGAGUCUGAAGACGUUGAGCAGUAAGGAGGCGGUGAAUCUGGACUACCUGCCGUAUCUGCGCACUGCUCUACUGGAGCCGCUGCAGUCACAGGGUUCAGAGGGAGCCAAUAAGAGUGUGACGCUUAUGGACGACUACGCCAUCAUCAAAGAGGAUUUCGACAACAUUAUGGAGAUCAGUAGCUGGGGCGGACAACCGGACCCCUACUCUAAACUCGACUCUAAGGUGAAAGCAUCAUUUACACGAGCAUAUAACAAAGAGACGCACCUGACCCCGUACUCACUGCAGACAGUAAAGAAAGGUCGCAAAGGGGCCGCAGACGUCGACCUCGCCUUAGAUCCUGAGAAUGACACCCAGGGCCAGGAAGAGGAAGAGGAGGAGGAAGGGCUUGACGCCAUGAUCAAGCAAAAGAAAGCUAAAGCCACAAAAGAGCCCAAAGAGCCCAAAAAAGAAAAAGCCAAGGAGUCUGGAAAGGGGAAAGGAAGAGGAAAGGGCAAGAAGUGAUGUUGAGACUGAACUGAAGAGAGAAAGAUGAAUAAGGAAUGGACGGGCAUUUCCUGCAGUAGUGCCCACUGAUCUUAACCUGGCUAACUAACAGCUGGAAAAGUCUGUCUAAAAGUCAGAAUUGUCGAGGUAAAAAGUGACACAUGAGAAGCUUCCACAGAUCUCCUGCUCUGGACAGCAUUCAAUAACGCGGAUAAACUAUACAAAUCACUGGGACCACAAACACGAGGCGCACACAUUUACUAAUCAAACUUACAACAGUACAACAGUACUUUUACUGAGAUCAAAAUUACGUACCUUAAGACAUAUUCAUUAAUUUUUACAGUACGUAGAUUUCCCAACAGCUCACACAGUUUAAAAAAAUAUAAUAUAAGCACUUUCCACAACAUGCACACUUCUUCUCUCGUGUGCUUCCUGAAGACCUUACCGUACCUUCCUGAAAGCACUGUAACUCGGUGCACUCGCGCUGUAAAUGUAUAUGUGCAGUUUGUCAAUAGUCUAGUAUUAUACUUAGGACUUUUGCAGAUUGUGGAGAAAAUAAUAAAAUAAAUAAAUAAAGUUUUGCUUUGGCUUUUGUAUGAAGGCAGCAUUGAGGACACACUGGCAGUGCUGCUUACCGGCCUGUAGCCUGUAGCAUUUACUGUAUAAACUUGUGUUUUUCACCAAGCAAUUAAAGAAUAAUCUUAUAGUGA